UCCCUUAUCCUAUCUUGCUCGAGCCAUAAGGCUGUCAGGCAUCAUCAGCCAUGACCACCUCAUUCCCCAUCACCUUUGUUUGUGACCCAACUGUCCGGGUCUGGGGAGGACUCCUCAUUCUGUUCUGCUUUCUUGGUUCGCCAUUCUCGUGAGACUUUAUUGUCGUCUCCAUUGCCCUUUGCGUUUCUCUUCCCUGUCUUGGGAACGUAUUGUUCAUACGCAUCGAUUCGCCUUAUAAUCAAAGAGUUUAGCGAAAAUGCGCUAAUUUCAUGAUCCUCGUUCUAGUCUCAAAUAUGCUCAACAAGCUGUCUGGACAGCCGGAGAGUUACGAGAAGAAGUACAACCUCGCCCCCCUCACUCACAACAAUGCUUGCUGCUUGUGGUAGCUAUACUAACGGUAUUCCUCCUCUGCAUAGAGCCCACUAUAAAUUUGGAAGAACGCUCGGUGCUGGCACAUACGGUAUUGUCCGGGAGGCGGAUAGCAGCAAGGGCAAAGUUGCAAUCAAGAUCAUCCUGAAGAAGAAUGUCCGCGGCAAUGAACAAAUGGUGUACGAUGAGCUGGAGAUGCUUCAGGCCUUGAAUCACCCUAACAUCGUCCACUUUGUCGAUUGGUUCGAAUCGAAGGACAAGUUCUACAUCGUCACACAGCUGGCUACGGGUGGGGAGUUGUUCGAUCGCAUCUGCGAGUGUGGCAAGUUCACAGAGAAGGAUGCUUCUCGAGUGAUCCGGCAGGUGCUCGGUGCAGUCCAUUACCUGCAUGAGCGCAACAUUGUCCACAGAGACUUGAAACCCGAGAACCUUCUUUAUCUGACUCGCGCUCCCGACUCUCCCUUGGUCUUGGCCGAUUUCGGUAUUGCCAAGAUGUUGGAUAGCCCCAGCGAAGUGCUCACCAGCAUGGCGGGUUCCUUCGGUUACGCUGCACCGGAGGUAAUGUUGAAAAAGGGACACGGCAAAGCCGUAGACAUGUGGUCUCUCGGAGUCAUCACCUACACCCUCCUCUGCGGCUACUCACCUUUCCGAUCCGAGAACUUGACGGACCUGAUCGAGGAGUGCCGCACCGGCCGGAUCAUCUUCCACGAACGUUACUGGCGCGACGUCUCCCAAGAUGCCAAGGACUUCAUCCUCACGAUGCUGCAACCGGACCCCGCCAAGCGGGUGACCUCGGAACAUGCCCUCAAGCAUCCCUGGCUGACCGGCGAGACUGCCAGCGACCGCGACCUGCUGCCCGAGAUCCGCGCCUACAUCGCGAGAUCGCGUCUCCGCCGCGGCAUCGAGAUCAUCAAGCUGGCCAACCGCAUCGAGUCGCUCAAGAUGCAGGAGGACGACGACGACGAUAUCCCCAGCGCCGUGGAGGUCGCUCCCGGCGACACCGCUGCCCCUGCCGUCGCCAACAACCAUUCCGCCGACCAGGCCUCUCCGAACGGCAAAUCCGCGCCUUCCUCCCCGGAAAGCGACGCCACUGGCCGCAAGAAGCGUAGUCUCAGCAAGGUCGCCCGCGGCGCUAUCUUCCGCGAGGUCGUCCUCGCCAAGGUGCGCGAAGCCAAGGAGACUGAGGAGCGCGAACGCGUCGAGCGUGAAGCUCGCGAGAAGAGCUCUCAUGCUUGAUUUGCUUGAGUCAUUCUUCCAAUCCAUUCAUUAUCGCUUGAAAGCGAGAAGCAAGGGUAAAGGAGAGAGAGAGGAGAUGCGUGUGUGGGUCUGCGUGAGAGAGAGCGCGAGAGAUGACCUUAACCCAACCAUCUACCAUCUUAAGUGUGCCACUUAUGCGACUCUUUUGCUCGUCUUGCCGCGGGGCACUUGGUCUUUUAUCUCUUGGGCAUUGUUGGGAAAUGCUGCAUUUUUGCAAUUCUCUUCAUUUUUUUUGUUCUAAUGAUUCCCCGUCCAUAGUUUCUUUAUCUUCUAGUGGUUUGG
Molecule: messenger RNA, 1908 nt
Organism: Aspergillus saccharolyticus JOP 1030-1
Lineage: Eukaryota; Fungi; Ascomycota; Eurotiomycetes; Eurotiales; Aspergillaceae
Product: calcium/calmodulin-dependent protein kinase
Exons: 3
Coding region: 367-1605 (412 amino acids)
Biological process (GO): protein phosphorylation; cellular response to oxidative stress
Molecular function (GO): ATP binding; calcium/calmodulin-dependent protein kinase activity
Source: RefSeq, a predicted model, not a curated record